CUGCGUGAUGUGAGGCCCCAAGGAUCCUGUGGACUUGGGAUGGCUGCACAAGGCUUUGCCUGGACUGUGGUGCUGAUUUUCUGCAGCCAGAAGCUCUUGGGAAUGGUUUCCAUGGAGACAGGAUUGUCGUUAGAGGUGUCUGGACGGGUAAAGCGUGGCUGGGUGUGGAAUCAGUUCUUUGUGGUGGAAGAAUAUACAGGGACAGAACCACUUUAUGUGGGGAAGAUUCAUUCAGACUCGGAUGAAGGAGAUGGUUCCAUUAAAUACACGAUUUCUGGAGAGGGAGCUGGUUCCAUCUUUAUCAUUGAUGAACUGACAGGAGAUAUACAUGCCACAGAGCGUUUGGAUCGGGAGUACAAGACCUUCUACACCCUCCGUGCCCAGGCCAGAGACAGACACACGGAUAGACUACUUGAGCCGGAGUCUGAAUUUAUCAUUAAAGUGCAGGACAUUAAUGAUAGCGAACCACGGUUUCUUCAGGCCCCAUACAUUGGAAGUGUCCCUGAGCUAUCUCCUGUUGGAACAUCUGUAAUGGCAGUAUCCGCAUUCGAUGCAGAUGACCCAGCUUAUGGAAGUAGUGCAAGAGUGGUGUAUAGUGUCUUGGAGGGGGAGAAGCACUUCACUGUGGACAGCAAGACAGGUGUUAUCCGUACAGCAGUAUCAGACCUUGACCGGGAGUCUCGGGACCGAUAUGACCUUGUGAUACAGGCCACAGAUAUGGCUGGACAGCUGGGAGGGCUCUCUGGGUCAACCACAGUCACCAUCGUGAUCACUGAUGUCAAUGACAACCCACCUAGGUUCCCCCAGAAGCUUUAUCGGUUUAGUGUAAUGGAGACUGCUCCUCCGGGCUCAGUGAUUGGUCGUGUAAAAGCAGAGGAUGCGGAUGUCGGUGAGAACACAGACAUGUUCUACCAGAUCCAGCAGCAGCAAGAGGCGUCAUCAUUCUUCAGUGUUACUACAGAUGCAGACACCCAGGAGGCGAUCCUCAGCAUUCUGCAGCCUCUGGAUUUUGAGACCCAGAAGGAGCACUCCUUGGUUUUAGAAGCCCAGAACCGGUUUUUGGAUCCUCGCUUCUCUGAUCUGGGGACUUUUCGGGAUCAAGCAAUUGUGAAGGUGUCAGUGCUGGAUGUUGAUGAACCUCCUAAAUUCCACCCUCUGAGUGGGAUCAUAGAAGUUUCAGAGGAUGCGCAUAUUGGCUCUGUCAUAGGGAUAAUCACAGCUACUGACCCAGAUAAAGCAAACAACUCCAUCAGAUACACACUGGACAAAACCUCUGAUGAUGGGAUUUUUGAAAUUGAUGAAGAGUCUGGUGAAAUCAGGAUAACCAAAACCCUGGACCGUGAAACUUCUGGGUGGCACAAUCUGACAGUGCAGGCCAAGGAAGCAGAUUACCCAGAAAAAGUUUCACUUCUCUCCCUGAGGAUACGCAUCCUGGAUGUAAACGAUAAUCCUCCAGAGCUGGCUACACCUCAUGAAUCAUCUGUUUGUGAAGAUGCUCUUCCAGGGCAGCUGAUUCAGACUAUCAGUGUGGUGGAUCGAGAUGAACCAAUGGGGGGUCAUCGAUUCUACUUCAGGCUUGCUCCAGACCCCAGCGCCGAGCAUCACUUUACUCUGCUCAAUGUCAAGGAUAACACAGCUUCUGUCCAUACACAUCGAAUGCCAUUUGACAGAAGGGAGCAGGAUAUGUUUAUCUUGCCGAUACUGGUUGUCGAUGGUGGUACUCCAGCUUUGAGUAGCACAGGAACUCUUACCAUUCGAGUCUGUGGUUGUGACAGCACAGGGGCAGUGCAGUCAUGUAACACAACUGCCUAUGUGAUGGCCGGAAGCCUGAGCCCUGGAGCACUUAUUGCCUUGUUGGUUUGUGUUCUGAUACUUGUAGUGCUGAUUCUUCUCAUUCUGGCUCUAAAGCGACACCACCAAGGUCAUCUUUCAUCAGAUGAAGAUGAGGAUAUGAGGGAUAACGUCAUCAAGUACAAUGACGAGGGAGGUGGAGAGCAGGACACAGAGGCAUACGAUAUGUCAGCUUUGCGUAGCUUGUACAAUUUCAGCGACGGCAGUGAGGCUGGAGGGGACAGUACUCUUGCUACUCAGCGUCACCCCUUGCCUCAGUGGUUUCCAGGAGCUGAACUUGACUUCUCACUCUUCAAAGACUACAUCAGUAGGAAAGUGAGGAUGGCAGAUCAGGACUCCUCAGUGCCUCCUUAUGAUUCCUUCCAGACUUAUGCCUUUGAGGGCUCAGGCUCCAGUGCUGCAUCUCUCAGUUCAAUCAGCAGUUGGUCUACAAGUUCAGAGCAAGACUUUUCUCAGUUGGGUUCUUGGGGUCCCAGAUUUCGCCAACUGGCUGCUCUGUAUGCAGGACACAAGGGACAUGAAGAAAGCCAGAGCUCCUAG
Bufo bufo (common toad) is the source of this 2391-nucleotide messenger RNA. It is a transcript of the gene CDH22, whose product is annotated as cadherin 22. NCBI's taxonomy places the organism in Eukaryota, Metazoa, Chordata, Amphibia, Anura, Bufonidae. The annotation marks the transcript as partial. Gene Ontology annotation, cellular component: plasma membrane; catenin complex; adherens junction. Gene Ontology annotation, biological process: calcium-dependent cell-cell adhesion; cell morphogenesis; homophilic cell-cell adhesion. Gene Ontology annotation, molecular function: calcium ion binding; cadherin binding. The record is from RefSeq and is a predicted model, not a curated record. The transcript is spliced from 11 exons.